Messenger RNA from Mesitornis unicolor (brown roatelo), 712 nucleotides. RefSeq names its product poly [ADP-ribose] polymerase 8-like. NCBI's taxonomy places the organism in Eukaryota, Metazoa, Chordata, Aves, Mesitornithiformes, Mesitornithidae. Gene Ontology annotation, biological process: endoplasmic reticulum unfolded protein response. Gene Ontology annotation, cellular component: nuclear envelope; endoplasmic reticulum tubular network; intracellular anatomical structure. Gene Ontology annotation, molecular function: protein serine/threonine kinase activator activity; NAD+ poly-ADP-ribosyltransferase activity; kinase binding. The record is from RefSeq and is a predicted model, not a curated record. The transcript has 9 exons. The annotation marks the transcript as partial.
GUGGUUGAUCUGUUAGUAUCUAUGUGUCGAUCUGCAUUAGAGUCACCUAGGAAAGUCGUCAUUUUUGAGCCAUAUCCUUCUGUAGUUGAUCCUAAUGAUCCUCAGAUGCUGGCCUUCAACCCCAGAAAGAAGAAUUAUGACCGAGUCAUGAAAGCGUUGGAUAGUAUUACUUCUAUUAGAGAGAUGACACAGGCACCUUACUUGGAAAUAAAGAAGCAGAUGGAUAAACAAGACCCACUUGCACAUCCUCUUCUACAAUGGGUUAUUUCUAGUAAUAGAUCACAUAUUGUGAAGCUACCGGUUAAUCGGCAACUAAAGUUUAUGCACACUCCCCACCAGUUCCUACUUCUCAGCAGUCCACCAGCCAAAGAAUCCAAUUUCCGAGCUGCUAAAAAUCUCUACGGUAGUACCUUUGCAUUUCAUGGUUCACACAUUGAAAAUUGGCAUUCCAUCCUGAGGAACGGCUUAGUUGUUGCUUCCAAUACGAGGCUGCAGCUCCAUGGUGCAAUGUUUGGAAGUGGAAUCUACCUUAGUCCAUUGUCAAGCAUAUCAUUUGGUUACUCAGGGAUGAACAAGAAGCAGCAGAAGGUGUCAGCUAAAGAUGAACCAGCUUCAGGCAGUAAGGGCAGUAAUACAUCACAGUUACAGAAGAAAGGACAACAGUCACAAUUUCUGCAAAGCCGUAACUUAAAAUGCAUAGCCUUAUGUGAAG